Molecule: messenger RNA, 3603 nt
Organism: Pyrenophora tritici-repentis Pt-1C-BFP
Lineage: Eukaryota; Fungi; Ascomycota; Dothideomycetes; Pleosporales; Pleosporaceae
Product: cytochrome P450 3A10
Source: RefSeq, a predicted model, not a curated record
AUGUUUCACAACGAUGACUAUAAUCUCAUUGUCGCUUUCCUUACUGGUGUUCUGCUUCACGCAAUCGUCUUCUCCAACUAUGAGUGGGAUCGACGAACAAUCAGCAUCUUCAGCUCUUUUUUCGCAUCUUACUUGAUUCUGGCCAUUGUCCUUGCUUACGUUGGAGAUCGAUCUUGGGCAGCUCUCGCCGUAGCGAGCGCCUACAACAUCUUUCUUCUCGGUGGCCUCUUCAGCUCAAUGACCGUAUACCGAACAAUCCUGCACCCUCUAAAGUCAUUCCCGGGACCGGUAGCUGCUCGAGUAACAAGCCUAUGGCUUUUUAAACAGAACAUUCCGAAUCUCAACUUCUACGUUAAGUUGCGCAGUCUACACGAUCAGUAUGGGGACUUUGUACGAAUUCGACCUAGGGAGAUAUCUAUAUGCCACUCAGAUGCGAUUGUUGAUGUUCAUGGACCUAGGACCAAAAUGAGAAAAGGCGAGUUUUAUGAUCAGACUUAUCCUUUGCAUACCUUGCAGUUCAUCCGCGACCACGAUCUGCAUAGAGAGCAACGGAAGGGUUUGCGAAAGCUUCGGAACAGUAAAAGAGACAGGGAUAUAUGGUACGAUGCCGCACUCCAUGCACGCAGCAAGUCCAGCGGCUUCCAGAACAACACACUCAGCGAGGCUAAGUUGGCCGUAGUUGCCGGCGCCGACACAAACGCAAUCACAGUGGCAAAUGUUUGCUAUCUGCUCUGCCGAUACCCCGAAAUUCAGGUAAAACUUUACAGUGAGCUCUCGGACUUGCCAUCCCUAGGUGGUAUCAUCGAUGAUCAGUACUUGGUCAACAAAUCCUACUUGACAGGCAUCAUCAAUGAGACGUUGAGGCUGUAUCCGCCAGUGCCCUCGGGUCUUCAGCGUUUGACACCUCCACAAGGUGCCAUGAUUGCUGGCAGAUACAUUCCAGGAAAUAUGAAUGUAACAACGCCGACAUAUUCGCUACAAAGAGCACAUUUCAAGAAGCUCGGUAAAGCCGCUGGAAAUGUUGUGCUGGCAAUGGGAAAACUUAACCUCGGUAACGGCGGCAAGAACAAGUCAAACGCUAACACUGAUGGUAGUUACCAUGAUCUUGAGCAACACGAUCGAUACUCUCUUAUCCGCCAUCUAGGUUCUGGAGCGAACGGUGACGUAGGGCUCUAUACUGACAUACGAUCUGGUAAAAUAGUGGCUUUCAAAACGGUCAACCACGAUACAAAGUCAACACCCAACGAAGUGGCAGUCUUGAAGUACCUGGGCCAUCAUCCGAACAUCGUUCGAUACCAUACAUAUCUCCGUCAACCUCUGAAGAUUGUCUUUGAGUAUUGCCCUGUGGGCCGUGUUCCCGAGAUGUUUAUCUGGCAUUCGCUUAAACACGUUGCCUCCGGCGUCGCCUUCUUGCACGAGCGUGGUGUAUUCCAUGGCGAUAUCAAACUCGCAAACAUUCUACUGAUUACUCCUCCCAAGGGAGAGGAGUAUCCUCUGCCAAAGAUUGCUGACUUUGGAGCUGCGGCUAUCAAACCUUCACCUAGGAUCCCGUUGGGCCACAUGGGUACGUUCGGCUGGCAGCCACCUGAGGCAUCAUAUCACCAUGGCCCUGAGUCCGAUGUAUGGGCGCUGGGGUGUAUGGUCCAUGAGCUUGCAGUGGGAUACCUGCCCAUAGAGGUUCGGGAGAGUCCGAAUAUCGACAUCAACGAGUGGUUCGAGACCAAUCUGUGCGUCCCUGUAGGAAUAGAAUACAUUGGCAUUUAUAAGGACAUGUGCUUCUUGAUGGCUUUCAAUCCAGUUACGCGGACGCGCACUGAUAAUCCGUCGGACACCAAGUCGAUGGUGUACAGUAGGUUGCUCAACUACGUCAUCAUGCGCGCUCUGGAUACGGAUCACCGAACCCGCAUCACUGCAAGCCAACUGCAUCUCUUCCUUCCUGUACUCGAGGAGGUCGCGAAUAUCUUCUCGAUUCUGUUCGACGAGAUUUGCUGGAUAUGGUUCCCGAGAGUGGGGAGGAUGGGACAGCCGCUCCACUCGCAAGCUCAACCACAGGGUCAGAACAGCGCCUCAACCACACCCCACGGACUCGCAGCAUCCAGCAUCGCGCCAAAGAACAGACAGAAGACCAUGUCAUCUGCACCGAGGGGACGAAACCCUGCAGGUGGUAGUGCCCGAGGCAGGUCAUCAAAGUCAGCGACACCACGGUCCAAAGCUGCACAGAGUGCGCCAAAGCCCAUGUUGAAGCUCAAGCUCAACACGAAGGCGCUCACUGAGGCUGAGGACCCCAAACCGGCCGUCACUGCGCAGCAUAACGAUACAGAUGAGCUUCCACAGUAUACUCCGACACCGUUCACGACCCGCACUGGGCGAACCGUCAAACAACCACUACACUUUGAUGAUGUGCAGGAUAGCAGCUACACGAUCGACCAGAGCUCUGAUCGUGUAGAUGAUGGAGUCAACUCAGCGAGCGACUCAAGUUACGAGUCACACCACGGAAAGGCAAGCCUGUCAUCACAGCAGCAGUCAACUCCAAGAGCUAUCCGUCGUCCCCAGACUGAGGCAUCCUGGAACACGCCUCUACCAAAGAUUGACAAAGAAUAUGUCCCAGUCCCCAACACACCGCAAGCACAUCCAAGCCAUCAAGAACCACCCACCUACGUACCCGAAACCGGCGACGCAUACCAAAUCUUCGACGCCCUCAAACGCACCACAAAGAUCCACCUCGACCUCCCCUGCCUCACCAACGCGCAAAACCCCGAGCUCCCCCAGCCCUACAGUGCCAAAUCCCUCGUGCAAAUCUACCUCCUCGCCUACCAGCAAAAAGAAUGGGACCUAUGCGAUGUCAUCGCCGACACCUGGAUGCGCGCUUUCCACGAACUACGAGACAAAGACCAGCGCAGCGACUCCAAAGACGCAACAUGGCGCCACAACAAAGUGCUCGAAGGACGGAAGCGCAAAGCCAAGGAAGCGUGGAAACGCGGUAAAAAAAUAUUUUCGGAAUUCGACCUCAAUCCAAAGGACUACGAGCUCACCAUUGCGGACCCCGAGCUCGAUGCCGAUGUCACAGCCGUCCACCCUAAUCUGCUAAACAUAUUGUACAAGCACACAGACACCAAGUGCGGCGCGCGCAUGCUGUGGGCUGAUGCACUGGCUCUUGGCGGCGAUAAGACGGAGAAGAUUAUGGCGGCGACUGUGAACACGGGCGUGGGAUUACAUGCUGAGCUUGUGUUCAAUGUUAUGCAAACUGGUCUACGUAUGCUGCGGCGCAACCUUACGCUCAAGAUUGAAGAGAGCACCGAGGGCGCGUGGUGUAAGCGGUAUCAUGAGCAUAGCAAGUAUGACUUGCCUUGUUACCGCGAGAAGGCUUGGGGGUGGAAGAAUGGGGUUGUUGAUGGAGGAGGCGACGACGAUGAUAGUGAUGGUGAGCGUAGGGAGAUGAAUGGUGAUGCGGCUGAGCUGGAUGACGUGGAUGACUUUGAGGCGAUGAUGCUGGAGGAGUUUGAUGGGAAGAGGGGGUUUGGUGGGGAUGGGGAGAUAAGUGGGGCGAAGCGUGUGAAACGUGGAGGGGAUGCGGGUGAUGACUCUGAUAGUGAGUAUGAGUGA